Molecule: messenger RNA, 717 nt
Organism: Suncus etruscus (white-toothed pygmy shrew)
Lineage: Eukaryota; Metazoa; Chordata; Mammalia; Eulipotyphla; Soricidae
Product: immunoglobulin lambda-1 light chain-like
Exons: 4
Biological process (GO): immunoglobulin production involved in immunoglobulin-mediated immune response; antigen processing and presentation of exogenous peptide antigen via MHC class II; positive regulation of T cell activation
Cellular component (GO): MHC class II protein complex
Molecular function (GO): MHC class II protein complex binding
Source: RefSeq, a predicted model, not a curated record
AUGUCUUGGAAACUUCUGCUCCUGCUCAUUUUCUGCACAGGUUAUGUGACCUCCUACACACUGACCCAGACACCCUCAGCCUCAGUGAAACUGGGUCAGACAGCCACAAUCACCUGCUCUGGAGAAUUACUUGAUAAGAAAUAUACAAGUUGGUUCCAGCAAAAACCAGGCCAAGUCCCUGUGCUGCUAAUUUAUAAGGAUAGUGAGAGGCCCUCAGGUGUCCCUGACCGAUUUUCUGGCUCUAGCUCUGGGAAAACAGCCACCCUGUCCAUCAGCAGAGCCCAAGCUGAAGAUGAGGCUGACUACUACUGUCUAUCAUAUGACAGCAGUGGUAAUAACCACAGUAUUUUGUCACUGUGUUAUGUGUUCGGCGGUGGAACCAAGUUGACCGUGCUUGGUCAGCCCAAAUCUGCACCCACGGUCACUCUGUUCCCACCCUCCUCUGAGGAGAUCAGCACUCACAAGGCCACACUGGUGUGUAUGAUAAAUGACUUCUACCCCGGCAAUAUUAAGGUGACCUGGAAGACAGAUGGCAAACCCAUCACUCAAGGAGUCGAUACCACCAAGCCAGCGAAACUAAGCAACAACAAGUAUGCAGCCAGCAGCUACCUUAGCUUGACAUCCUCUGAUUGGCUCGCUGCUGAACAGUACAGCUGCCAGGUCAUACAUGACGGAAAAACUGUAGAGAAGACAGUGUCUCCUGCAUAAUGUUCUUAG